AGCAGCGAAUACGGCGUACGGGGAGACGCUGAUGCGGUCGUGGCGAUCGCAUCUCCACCGUCGGUUCGCCGCCCUUCGGCGCUGCUCCCACGGGAAUGCCGUGCUCGCUCCCUCGCCUUGACGCUUCUUUUACUCUCCCUCCCCACUCCGCGCCCCAAUCCGUCACUUUCGCAUCGAUCUCCGUUUUAAUCCCUCUCCCAAAACCGCGUCUUUUGAUCCGUCUUAUUCUGCCCUCCGUUUGAUCUCCUUGUUCUCUUCGAUCUCUGCGUAUCUUGAUCUUCAAGCUUCUCCCCUCGGUGUGCUUUCUGUGUUCUUCCCAUUUGGAUCCCUAAACCACUCUUUCUAACCCUUGGUUUCCUUUUUCUCUCCCUUAUUUUUUAUAUCGUUCUUUUCGUGGAAGGAAUAUACUGAUUGUUUCUCCUUUGCUUUGCGGGUUUUUGUUCGUCGUUUUCUGUUUUGUUUCUUCGUUUCGGUGGAGGAGAGAGAAGCCGAAGCAAUUGGAGGUUUUGACGCGAAAAUUUGUGUAAGAAGCGGGAGAUCGCCGAUUGGGGUUCUGAUUUCGCGGAGUGCGGCGCCAAGAUUGGAUCUUGAUCGGAGUUCCGGUGAUUCUCCUUUCUGGAGUUCCUCUCCGCCUGCAGCUCGGCGGUUUGCUGGUCUCCGACUGCGUGGCGAAAGGAAAUCAAGAUUCGGGGACUGUUGAUUUCUCGAUACAAUUGUCUUUUGGGGAGAAUUUCUGGAUUUGGGGAUUUGAUUCUGUCUUAUUGGGUUUAAGUGACGGCAGUGACUUGUGAUCCGAUCUGGAUUUGGUUCUUCGGUAGUUUGGAAGGAAUAUAUUGGAUAUUUCGUUUUGUUUCUUUACCGUUCGUUAGUUUUUGGAUCCCUAGUUGCCUCCAAGAAGGUCUCAGGAGGGUUUUCGGUGAGGUUUGAUGCUUCAGUAGCUACGCACGUGUGCUUGUGGUGAGGGAAGGAGUCGAAGAUUCUUAUGGGCUGCGUUUCCUCCAAAGGAACCAAUGAAGACGAUGACGUGCAGUUUCAGCGCCCGCGCCCUAAGACCUCCAAAAAGUCUUUGAAGAGAUUGGUUUCUUCUUCAAGAAGGGAGGAGGCAGGGGUGGCAGAUACGGACGCAAGUGUUGGCAAUGAUGGGAGCACGGCGAGGCUUAUAUCGAAGACACGAGACAAUAUGGUCCCUUCACCACCUUCUUUGGUGCGUGACGCUGGGAAGAAAGUGUUACCAGAGGUUGAGAGGACUGGAAAGGGGGCUGGGCACCAGAGAAGGGCCACAGUUGAUGCUCGGGCAAACGGAGUAGAGCCUACAUCAAUGGUUAUUGGUGCAGGGACAGUGGAGGGAAACAGUAAGGUGAUAUCUCAUGUACCAAAUGGGUUCAAGUUGGAGCAUGUCGCAGCAGGUUGGCCUUCUUGGCUUACAAAUGUUGCUGGGGAAGCGGUAAAAGGGUGGCUGCCUCGAAGAGCAGAUUCCUUUGAGAAAUUACACAAGAUUGGGCAAGGAACUUAUAGUAGUGUAUACAAAGCCCGUGAUCUUGAAACUGGCAAAACUGUGGCACUUAAGAAAGUGCGAUUUGUUAAUGUAGAUCCUGAAAGUGUACGGUUUAUGGCAAGGGAAAUACAUAUUCUUCGUAGACUUGAUCAUCCAAAUGUUGUUAAACUCGAAGCUCUUGUUACAUCAAAAAUGUCAUGUAGCUUGUAUCUUGUUUUUGAAUAUAUGGAGCACGAUCUUGCUGGACUUGUAGCAAUCCCUGGCAUCAAGUUUACUGAGCCACAGGUUAAAUGCUAUAUGCAGCAGCUGCUCCAUGGGCUUGAGCAUUGCCAUAUGAAGGGUGUCCUUCAUCGAGAUAUCAAGGGCGCAAAUCUUUUGAUUGACAAUAAUGGGAUCCUGAAAAUAGCAGACUUUGGACUAGCUACAAUUUAUAAUCCUGACAACAAGCAGCACUUAACAAGUCGUGUGGUAACACUGUGGUAUCGUCCUCCUGAGCUCUUGUUGGGUGCUACAGAGUAUGGUGUUUCUGUUGAUUUGUGGAGUACUGGUUGCAUUCUUGCAGAAUUGCUUUCUGGGAGGCCUAUUAUGCCAGGAAGAACUGAGGUGGAGCAAUUGCAUAAGAUAUUCAAGUUAUGUGGUUCACCCUCAGAGGAGUUUUGGAGGACAUCAAAGUUACCCCAUGCUACCUCCUUUAAACCACAACAACCAUACCUACGCCGUGUUAGAGAGACAUUCAAGGAUUUUCCUCCUCCAGCUCUAGCUCUUCUGGAUCAUUUACUGUCAGUAGAUCCAGCAAACCGUGGAACAGCAACAUCUGCUCUCGAGAGUGAGUUCUUCACUACAAAGCCUUUUGCUUGUGACCCCUCAAGUUUGCCGAAAUUUCCUCCAAGCAAGGAAUAUGAUGCUAAACUUCGGAAUGAGGAAGCUAGAAGGCAAAGAGCAGCAGCUAUGAAGGGCCAUGGAGUUGAAAACGGAAAUAGAAAAGAAAUGCCUGUUCCUGAUGGAAACAUGGAGCCACAGACACGGAAGAUACAUGGAAGUCACAGAAUUGGCAGUGACAAAUACAAAUCAAGAGAGGAGGUCUCGUCAGGUCUCCAAAUGGAUCUCUCUAGAGGAACAGCAGAGAAUGGUUUCCUUCAUAGUGGUCCUUUGAUGCACUCUGGUCGUUUGUCUACUACGGGACUACCCAUUGGCCCAGAAAUGAAAACACAUGUAUUACCUCACGGCAGGACAGCAGACUUGCCCAUCACAUCAGGUCCAGUGGUUGCAAGAAGCAAUACUGCAAGGUUGGACCGUAGGCAGAGCGCGAAGCACAUGCAUAUGCCAGGGAAUCAAGCAAGCUCCAAAUACUUCCAUCGUGAUAUUGCUGAUUCAUCUAAGCAAGAGUGGACUCACCACUUGCUGGAUGGCCCUUCUGCUUCUCAUAGGAAGGAUGACAGAACGGGAGACAAGGAAUCAACAAUUGGGCAUGGACCUAAGAAGAACCGUAUUCAUUAUUCUGGACCUUUGAUGCCUCCAGGGGGCAACAUAGAAGAGAUGCUCAAAGAGCAUGAGCAACAAAUCCAGCAGGUUGUACGCAGAGCACGCCACGACAGAACCAAGCCCAGGAACCAUGGAGACCGAGCUCAGCUCGAAGCCUUACUGUGCGCUAGCAGGAACGGCAGGUCAGAUCACUAGGCGACUUCGAACUUAUGUUUUAUUUUAUCUUGAGGGGAGGACACGAUUGGACCAAGUGGUGAAGCACAUGAUUGCCAAAGCGUUGUGUAAAGAUCUGACGAUGCGGACCAAUUGUUAACAUGUGACUGGUUUGGAAGCAUGGGUUCCUGAUUGUUUUGAUAUCUGAUGGCCUCUCAGAAGGAGAUUGUGUUUUAGCAUCAGUUUUAGAUGGAUUCAACACUGGUGGCUUUAGCUGCUCAGUCUGUAGGUGAAACCCAUCGGAUGACCAUCAACUGUAUAUAUGAUCAAGGAGCUAUAUUUAUGGUUUUCUUGGGCAACUUUUCCCCCCAUCCUACACAAAAACAAAAAAAACAAAAACAAAAAGAAAACCAUCCUAUCUGUAAGUCUUUGUACUGAAUUUAUAUUUGAGCACAGAAAUUUGAAUCUCAGAUUUGAGACCA
Messenger RNA from Musa acuminata AAA Group (dessert banana), 3612 nucleotides. RefSeq names its product probable serine/threonine-protein kinase At1g54610. The transcript is spliced from 8 exons. Gene Ontology annotation, molecular function: RNA polymerase II CTD heptapeptide repeat kinase activity; ATP binding. The record is from RefSeq and is a predicted model, not a curated record. Bases 983 to 3172 code for a protein of 729 amino acids. Gene Ontology annotation, cellular component: cyclin-dependent protein kinase holoenzyme complex; nucleus. Lineage: Eukaryota; Viridiplantae; Streptophyta; Magnoliopsida; Zingiberales; Musaceae. Gene Ontology annotation, biological process: positive regulation of transcription elongation by RNA polymerase II; protein phosphorylation.